AUGUCGCGAAAAGUGAGAUUGACAUCUGCGGACAAUGUGACUUAUGAGGUUGAUAUAGAAGUCGCAGAGAAGUCGAUGCUUCUCAAGAACAUGAUGGAAGAUAUUGGAGACGAUGUCACUGAUGUGCCCGUGCCCAAUGUCCAAGCGAAUGUUCUCAAGAAAGUUAUCGAGUAUUGUGAGCACCACAAAAACGAUCCAGCGUAUGUGAGCAGCGACGAGGGAAUUGCCCGGGCCAAGGCUACCGAAAUCUCUCAGUGGGACCAGAAGUUUCUGCAGGUAGACCAAGAAAUGCUCUUUGAGAUCAUUCUUACCGCAAACUACCUGGACAUUCGCCCCCUCCUGGAGGUCGGGUGCCGCACCGUGGCCAAUAUGAUCAAAAACAAAUCGCCCGAGGAGAUCCGCAAGACCUUCAAUAUUGAAAAUGACUUUACUCCUGAAGAAGAGGCCCAGAUCCGCCGUGAACACGAGUGGGCCCAGGACCGCUGA
Molecule: messenger RNA, 486 nt
Organism: Wickerhamiella sorbophila
Lineage: Eukaryota; Fungi; Ascomycota; Dipodascomycetes; Dipodascales; Trichomonascaceae
Product: E3 ubiquitin ligase complex SCF subunit sconC
Exons: 1
Coding region: 1-486 (161 amino acids)
Biological process (GO): mitotic cell cycle; SCF-dependent proteasomal ubiquitin-dependent protein catabolic process
Cellular component (GO): nucleus; cytoplasm
Molecular function (GO): cullin family protein binding
Source: RefSeq, a predicted model, not a curated record